This is a messenger RNA of Sordaria macrospora k-hell, 972 nucleotides long. NCBI's taxonomy places the organism in Eukaryota, Fungi, Ascomycota, Sordariomycetes, Sordariales, Sordariaceae. The record is from RefSeq and is a predicted model, not a curated record.
AUGUCCGGCGAAAUGGCGAACGAGAUCAAGCUCAUCAGCGGAAGGAGCCACCCCGAGCUCAGCGAGAAGGUUGCGAAGCGACUCGGAAUCGAGGUCGCUAGGACCAUCUCCCUCAACUACUCGAACCAGGAAACCUCCUUCACCGUCGGCGAGUCGGUCCGCGACGAAGAUGUCUUCAUUAUCCAGUCCACCGCCACCGGCGACGUCAACGAGGGCUUGAUGGAGCUCCUCAUCGCCAUCUCGGCCUGCAGAACCGCCAGUGCUCGGAGGAUAACGGCAGUCAUUCCCAACUUCCCCUACGCUCGCCAGGACAAGAAGGACAAGUCGCGCGCUCCUAUUAGUGCCAGGCUUGUCGCCAACAUGUUGCAGACCGCCGGUGCCAACCACAUUGUCACCGUUGAUCUCCAUGCUUCUCAGAUCCAAGGCUUCUUCAGCGUUCCCGUCGACAACCUGUAUGCGGAGCCUUCUUUCCUCCGCUACAUUCGCGAGAACUACAAGGCUGAGGACUGUGUGAUCGUUUCCCCCGAUGCCGGUGGUGCCAAGCGUGCUACCUCCAUCGCCGACCACCUCAACACUGGCUUCGCUCUUAUCCACAAGGAGCGCCCCCGCCCCAACGUCGUUGGUCGCAUGGUUCUUGUUGGUAACGUCGAGGACAAGAUCGCCAUCCUUGUCGAUGACAUGGCCGACACUUGCGGCACUCUCUGCAAGGCUGCUUCCGUCCUCAAGGAGAACGGCGCCAAGGCCGUCCUCGCUCUCGUUACCCACGGUAUUCUCUCUGGUAACGCCAUUGAGAACCUUAACGGCAGUGUCCUCGAGGCUCUCAUCUGCACCAACACCGUCCCUCUCGGUGACAAGAUUGAAAGGUGCCCCAAGAUCCGCGCCAUCGACAUCUCCCCAACCAUCGCCGAGGCUAUCCGCCGCACACACAACGGCGAGUCGGUGUCCUAUCUUUUCAACCACGCCCCUGUCUAA